Solea solea (common sole) is the source of this 3660-nucleotide messenger RNA. RefSeq names its product T cell activation inhibitor, mitochondrial (gene tcaim). NCBI's taxonomy places the organism in Eukaryota, Metazoa, Chordata, Actinopteri, Pleuronectiformes, Soleidae. Gene Ontology annotation, cellular component: mitochondrion. The record is from RefSeq and is a predicted model, not a curated record. Bases 358 to 1833 code for a protein of 491 amino acids. The transcript has 11 exons.
ACAGCCUCAGUCUCACAGCUACACUAUUAGCUUCACCGUUAGCCACAGCAGUGGAAGUGGAGCUUCCACUGCUGUGUGAAACUUGGCAGCACAGACGUACACUGACCUCUACAGGAAGGUUACGUGUCAGUGAGCUGUGAACAUUUAACUAACUGAAUAGAACUGAAGAAGCCUCUUGGAUGAGAAGUGAAACGUCUUCAACUUUACUCAACAAGUCCUCUCUCCACUCACUAUGUUACUGCUACAAACUUGGUACAGUAUGAUGAUGAAGAUGUCACUUCCUUUUGACGGCAGGUCAACAGCGGCUUUGACAGAGGCCAUGAGUUAACGCGUAUCUCUUGACAAGCAGUGCCAACAAUGUCUGUGAAGCUGCUUCUGCGGUGCACCUUCAGGUCGGAGAAGAAGCGCGCGGUCAUGUGUUUAGUCCAGCAGAGACUUCUGUCAGGGGCGGACACCGUCAACGCACUCAGACCGUUUUAUUUCGCCGUUCACCCAGACUUCUUCGGCCAACAUCCAAGAGAGCGGGAAGUGAAUGAGAAUUCUUUAAAGAGACUAAAUGGCUAUCUGGAAAACCUGCAAAAGCCUGGCUUGCGCUCACUUAAGCCAAUGGACCUCACCUUUUAUGUCAGGGACACAAAGGAGAGCAGUGACAUGCAGGCAGACCUCACCUCAGGGUUCCGGUCUGUGAAGUUCACCCUGCGCACAAACGAUGUCUUGAGCACGGUGAUGAACGUGUUAAAGUCGUGCAGCCUGUCUGUGGAGCACAUGAAGGGUCUGAAGGCGAGUGCAGAGGCAUCUAAAAGUCCACCUGAGGCAGGUGUGCCCUUUUACAGACCUAUCAAAUGGGAUAAGACCUACUACACCUUCACUGGCUUCAGAGACCCCGAGCAGGAGCUGCAGCAGGCCAGGAGAGUGGAGCCGACGCUCAGCUUGUGGCUGAGAAAUAAUGAGCCUGAGGCGACGAAGAAGCACAACGCUAGUCUUCCUCUGAGAGAAGAGCUGAAUCGACUGAAGAAGGAACUUUGUCACAAGUUUGAUCUGGCUGAUAUCAGAUGGCAGCGCAGCUGGGGAGUAGCCCACAGGUGCUGUCAGCUCCAGAGCCUGAGCCGCCUUUCUCAGCAGAAUCCUGACGCCCUCAUCACUCUUCAAGGACACACUGUGGUGUUUUCUGACCAGUCGGGGAUGAACGCCUCUGGACACGUGAUGCUGGGGACCAUGGACGUUCAUCAUCAGUGGACCAAACUCCUCCAGCAGCUGCCCAGCUAUCGCAGCCUGCAGCAGCAGACAGACUGGCUGAAGGAGAGGAUCAGUUUCCUGCUGGGCGGCGUUCAGGUGGUCCACCUGGAGAGGCUGGGUCCAGUUCAGCCCAUCACAGAACACUACAGCACCCUCAGCACCUUCCAUAAGACCCUGAUGUCCCAAAAUCUCCGCCUGCACCCCAGGAGCCUGCAGGGUCUCACCAUGUCGCUGGAGAAUGACCGCUCUAAGCCCGCUCUUCAUGAAAUGGGACACUUUAUCAUCCCGACAAACUGUGACUCUCCCAAGCUGCAGGUCUUCCUCCAGAGCCAUGCCCCCCAGGCCAGACAGUGCACACAACGCAGAAUCCAGCUGCAGGUGGAGGAGGAGGCAGUGGUGAAGCAGUGUGUCCACAGUCUGUCUCUGAGGAGUCUGACUAAGGAGCCCAGCGUCAGCUCCAGUCAGAUGAUCAUGUGCUGUAAAAGACUGUUGGACCAGCGCUCCCCCCUCAUGCAGGGCCUCCAUAUCUGUGUCUCUCACUUCUACUCUGUCAUGCAGGACGGGGACGUGUGUGUCCCCUGGGACUCGAAGAGCUGAGCCCCGUGAGAGCAGGACAUAACUCAGUCCAGAGGUGGACUCUUAGAUGUGAGGUCACAAUUUUUCAAACUCAGAGGAAGUGCUGCAUUAAAGCUGACCAGUGUGGACUCUUCCAUUAAGUAGCACUUUAUCUUACUAAUAAGAAGUGAACGGUCAGUUGAGGACAGCAGUUGGGUUAGCUCCUCCUAGAGGUCACAAAAUAAUUCAAGUGUAAGAAGAGGAAGACAUUGAUUCCUUCCGUUGAACUGUGUAUCAGUGUUUUUGUGCCUUGUAAUGGACUCAAAUCUUUGUUCCGGUUUGAAAAACCAUUAAUGUUAUGUGAAGUGCACUGAGAGAGAAAUAAAUUACGGUUCUGUUAAAUAUACAAUCUGUAAAUGACACAUUUGAGCGACAGGGCUGGAAGUUUCCCCUCCGACUGUUGAUUGACCUGAACAGCCCUUCUUUUGAAGCUUUUUGUUAACAUCAGAAAUUAGCGCCUCAUAUAUUUGCUCUUUUUAAAACAUGUGAUAUAAUCUGUCCUGCAAAACAAACGGUCUCUUGAAGGACAGGUUAGUUUUGACCUGCAUUAUAAACAUGUAAAACAUCAGCUGUUGCUUCCACAGCUCACCUGGCAAAGGAGACAGGAGACUUAAUACAGUAAAUAAAAUUUAUUUUCAUUGUUUAGACAACACAGACUCCCUGUUCUAAUGGAAAUAAAAAGUCAGCCGGUCUCAGUCCUUGGAAACCACUGCAGUGUAAGUUCCUCUCUCAUCAGCAAGCAAACUCCUACAUUUUCAUCAGCUCACGAUGCCGAGGGGAAGCAGCUUUAUAAAUAUCAGGUGUGUGUGUAGUGGGGGGCGGGUUCAGAAGAGGAUCAUUUGCGCUGAACUUGUGUGAAGGAUGAGGACAGUUGGAAAGGCUGGACAGGUUUCUUGCGAGAGUCUGGCGACACCCUCUGGACGGCUGUGGGCAGCAGCUGGUUGCGUUUAAUGAUCUGCAGAGCCAGCUCGGUGUUUCCUGAGGACACACGACACAGAUCACAGGCUCAUCGAGAGCAACAACUUUCAAAGCAAAUAGGCGGCGGCGUAAACAAAUAAGGGAGACAUUUACCUAAAUAUCAACUGAACUUCUUUCUUGCACAAAAUUCAAGCACAUUCAAUGACCCAUGUCUAUUUAAGGCAAUUAAAAAAAACGUUUUUUUCAAGGAGUUGAAGGACCCCAUGGAAACCCUGCAUGUCAUUUUAACUCACAAAAACCUUUGAUCAAGUGAGAUGUUUACUUCCUAGCUUCAGAAUGAUGUAACAUGAGCUUUGAUUGGAUGUCACUUCAACAAAAUUUGACUCCCUAUUCUCAAAAGCUUGAAUCAUGUUUCUUUCCCUCAGUAUAGCCCUUAUACUCCAUAGUAGGAGGGAUAGCUGACAUCAGAAAAGACUGAAAGGGCUUGUGCAAACAAGAGUGUGAGAGUGAGUUCUGACCAUUCUGUAGCUCUAAGUAAACUCCCAGCAAGAUGGCUUCAGGUGGAAUCUCCUUGGAGUUCACCAUCGAUGCAGCCUAAAGAAAAUACAAAAAUCACAAGUGGAUGAGCACUAAAUUAUUUAAAAAAAAGAGAGGCUGUCAAAGUCAAACAACAAUUUUGCAAGCUCAAUCAACUAAAAACAAACAAACAAAUCACUUCAGAGGAGAAGAAAAUGCCUUCUGUUAACAUAAAUGCACAUUUGGAUGCAGACAAAACUUUGGAGCUUAAAGCCUGGGUCAAAAAAUCUCUUCUGACUUCCCCCCCAUAAGAAAAUGUGUCACUAACCACUUUGCCACAUUUGAAUAAUUAAAAACAUCACUGUGUUUCUAUGA